GAUAAGAUUGUCUUUACUCUCCACAAAAGCUUCAAACUCCCAAAGAGAAUAUUAAAGGCACCUCCGUACAGAAUAAGUGAAAUGGGCUAUGGCAGCUUUAAUUUGCCAAUUGAAAUUUAUUUCAAGACAAAUCAUAGUGAAGAUACCAGAAAGGCUUUUUUCGAAUAUGAUUUGUUUCUUCAGCAUGUUGACAGCCCACCAAUCAAUCACACAAGGAAAGAGAAAUUAACCUUCCUUAAACCUUCUGAGGACUUUAAGCGAAAGCUUCUUGCAGGCGGCGGGACUCAAGAGUUUGAGACCAGCGCCCCAGUGAAAAAAAUUACUUCACACCAAGAAAAUCAUGUAAGCCGCGUGCCAUCGACUUUGGUUAGUGUAGGAGGGCAAGAGGAAAGUAGCUCUAACGAUAAGGCAGGAGCUUCACGUCCCUCGAGCGGAGCCAAAAUCAAGCCACAGAAUGCUCAGCAAGCUCAUACUGACAUAGCAAAGAAGCAUAAACAUCCAACAAACAGGGAGCCAAAAGCAAAGCAAGAAUCAAAGGUUUCUGAUCAGUUUUCUGCAUUAUUUGGCGAGCCUAUUAAGAAAAUUGCAGACCAGCGGAAAGUCAGUAAAGAAAAGCCAAAAGAAAAAGAUAAAGAGAAAGAGAAAUCCCUUGACAAGCACAAAGGGAAAAAAGGACCCACAGGCGCCAAAAAGUCCCAGUCUAGGUACUGGUUAAAGGAAAAAUUACUUCUCUUUGGGAGUUUGAAGCUUUUGUGGAGAAUACAAAAAUUGACCUUUUACAUAGAAGUAUUCCUCAGUGCAAGCUGGAAUUGGCAGCUGAAGCUUGGUAACAGGUUGUUAACUGGUACUGAUGGUGGUGGUGGUGGUGGGGGAUACCUGCUACACCUGCCACCACCAAGCACUUUAUUUGUUCAGCAUCAGGGACUAACUGGGGUGGUUGAGUCAGGUACCAGUGAAACAAAAGAUGAAAAAAAGGAUAAGAGCAAAGAUAGGAGUCACAAGGAUAGACACAAGAAAGAUAGAGACAAGGAUAGAGAGAAACACAAGAAGGAAAGAGAUCGUGAGAAGGAUAGUAAAAAGCAUAGAGAAAAGGAGUCCUCCAAAAAGCCCUUGUCCCCACCUCCUGUAAAGCCUUCUUUGUCUCCAGCCCAGUUGUCAUCAAAACGAUUAUUAUCACCAUCUUCCAAGCAGUCGGCAUCCCCUGCUUCAAAGAGAUCAUUGUCACCUGCGACUAGUAUCAAGUCUGAUUCAAGUUCCAAACGUAAAAAGUAUGAUCUCGAAAUCAGCAAACCCGUUGAAAAAAUUGCUGAAGAGGUAAAAGACAAGAAAGAGAAAAAGAAAGAAAAAAAAGAAAAGCGGCGAGAUAAAGAACCUCCAAUUGUAGAACCUGAACGUGAAAAACCCAUUGAGAAAUUACCAUCUAAAUCUGAAAGUAGUUCUAAGAUUGUAGUGCCAGCUAUUGUCAAGGAAGAUAGGGUUGCUGCACUUCCAAAGGUGGAAGAGAAACCUGUCAUUAAAGAGCCUAGCAAAAAGGAGUCUAAAUCAAAGAAAGUUGCAGUUAAAGAAGUCAUUAAAGAAGACCUUGUUGUACCACCUCCCAUCAUUAAAGAGAAAAAGAAAGAAAAGCCCAUUGUUAAAGUUUCUCCUCCUGCACCUGUGUCGAGGUCGAGGUCAAGGUCAUCAUCCAAGUCCUCAUCACGAAGUGCUUCACCUUCUCCCAGCAUUUCUAGGUCACCAUCCCCUGAAUGUUCACAUUCAUCAAAAUCUUCAAGGUCAAGAAGCCCUCCGUCAAAUGUAUCUGCUGAUCGUGAUUCACAUUCUAGAUCGAGGUCUCCUUCAAGGUCACAGUCGCCUACAAGAUCUAAAUCUCGGUCCCGCUCUCGUUCUCGGUCUCGGUCUAGCUCAGGAUCCAGGAGAACUGUUUCUAGAACUCCAUCUGCAUCAGGGUCAAAAUCUCACUCCCCGUCGAGGUCAGCGUCUCGUUCAAGGUCCAGGUCUAGGUCAAGAUCUAGGUCCAGGUCCAGAUCUAGGUCUAGAUCGAGGUCUAGAUCUAGAUCAAGAUCCAGGUCAAGGUCUAGAUCUAGGUCCAGGUCCAGAUCUAGGUCUAUAUCCAGGUCAAGGUCUAGGUCUAGGUCCAGGUCCAGGUCCAGGUCAAGGUCAAGAUCUAGAUCUCAGUCCAGAUCAAGAUCCAGGUCAGGUUCAGGUAGCAGAUCUGUAUCAAGUUCACCAGGUAGAUCAAAAUCAAGGUCUCUAUCAGGGUCACCAACAAGGUCAACAAGUAGCAUGUCAACUGUGAGUUCCCCAUCCCAUGUUUCAGUGGGUGAAAGUCUGCCUCAAACUGCAUCAUCGAGAGGGGCAGCUGUGGUGGGAAGACCUUUGAAACCAGGCGCUGGGUCUGGGGAGAAGAACAAAAAUCCCUUGAGUAGAUUGAUGGAAGAUGUUAGUAGUUCUGAUAGUGAGUGCGAAGAACGAAUAGCUGCUCCCGAAAAGAGUCCAGCCAAACCUCCAUUGAAGUCACCCUCAGAAGCCUUGGUUCGGCCUGGCCAAACUCCUACUGGACAGCAGACAGCUUCAACCACACCCCGACAGCAGGUGAAAAAGGAACCCGAUUUAUCUAGUGAUGAAGAAGACAUUCUACCUGUACGUGAGAAUGGAAAGAACCCGGCCAAGCGAGAAGCUCAAGGGAGAAAAGCCCAACCAAGGGAAAAGAAAAGACGUCGAAUAGCUUCUGAGAGUCCCUCUCUCUCUAACAAAGUGAGUGUACCUGUUACAGAAACAGCUAAACCUGUUAAAGAAGAAGUGAAAUCUGAAACAGUAAAGGUUAAGGAAGAAGGUGACACCAGUCCAAAUCCAUCAAUAGAAUAUUUUCAAGAAUUAUCUGAAUUACAACAGAAAAUCUCAAAUUCUGUCAACUCUAGUGAUCGUCAAAAAAUUCAGCAAGUGGUUGACAUUAUUGCUGAAAAUAGUAGCUUCAAUUUAACCACAGCACACUUAAGUUUUGAUCUUUCCACUCUAGAUGCCCAAGUCAUUAGGCAGCUUCAAGGAUGCUUUUCAUAAUUAUUGUUGAUCUACAGUGCAAUGGAAAUAAUGCUGGUAGUUGGAUAAAGGAUGUCAAUAAUGCCUGCAUGAUCAAUUUCACUCUUACAUAUCAGUUUAAUGCACUCUGAUCCAGUGAAUCCAGAUAGUAUAACAGAGGGAGAUAGUCCAGGUAAUUUUCAAGGGACAGCAUUUAGCAUUUGAACUUAUUUAGAACAGUAAACAUCAAGCACUUAGUACUUUUGGGUACAUUGUAUAUAUAAGUAAUGUCAUAUCCUAUGUACCCAGUUUAAGUUUUUGUAGUUUGAAGGAUGUUGAAAUUAUCCUUACAGGAAAAAUACUAAGGAAUUUCUGUGUUUUAGACAGCAUUCCUUAAGAUGAUGAACUUGUUACAGAAUGUCAUGGUUGGAUGUGAUGACUUUGUACAUGUGUUUAAAGAUCAUUCCUGAUUUUGAUGUACUUUAUAUCCCUGGUCAACAUGUGUUAUCAUAAUGUGCAAGAGAACUGAAGGUUUGGAAAUACUUAUUUUAUUAAUACACACACUACAUGCAUUCGAAGAACACACAAUUUAUGUAAGAGUGAAAGACACUUUAGGAGAAGCAAGUCAUGUCAAAUUUAGUCCCUUGAAGUUUUGCGUUUGUGAAAAUAGUUUCAUUAGUUAACAACCCAUUUUUCUUGUGUCGAUUGCAGAAAAACUAAUGGGCAUUAAUGAGUUUCAGCCCAUUAAGGUAGGAAUGAAAGGAUCACAGUGCAAAUUCUAUUACAGUGUAAUAUAUCCAUGGUAACCAUAACAUACUUUCAGAUUCUAUUAGAAUGUAAUAUAUGUCGAGGUAACUUUAUUAUAUUUUAAAAAGUACAGAUUGAAUGUGUUGUAAAUUUUUUUGUUAGGAAAAGAUGUGGAACUCUGAUUAUUGACUGUCACGUACAAAUAAUUAUAGGAAUAACAUAUUAAUAUUAAAAAUAUUCUCAAUUUCUUCUCACUAGAUUAAUUUAUUGAUGUACAAUGUUUGUAAUAUCUUUCUUACAUUUUUCUGUCAAAUACUUAAUAUAUUUAUUUAUUUUGUUCUUACAUUGCUUUUUCCACAAGAAUUUUAGAGAUUUUUAAUUAGUACUGUAUUUAGGAACUAGAUCAUGAUCAACUUCCUUUAAUGAAAGGAUGAAAUUAUUGGAUUGUGAAACAUUGUGGGCUUUCAUUUACUUUACAGAUAUGAUGAUUUUCAUAUUUUAUAAUAUUAAACAUUAUCAUGUUAAACAAUGCUGGAUCUUCAAGGUAUUGUAAAGGUGUAAUUGUAAUUUGAACACUGCGGUAUUGCUUAAUGUCUUCAUAGCACAAAAUUUAGAUUUUCCAAUGUCGGAUACAACUCACUUCAAGCAGUUGUAUGUAAUUGUAUUUGGUAAAAAAAAAAUCUUACUGGAUAAUUACUUAAUCUAACUUUUAGGUUCCUAACGCUUUUCCAUAAUAUCCAGUCAUAUUUCAGGGUAUUUAGAAUUUGCCAGAGGUAAUGGUUUCAUAUAGCAGCUUAGUAUCUUGAGCUACAUGAAAAUGGUUUGCUCUGGUUUUGUUGUUGGGAAAUUGCUGAAGGUAAACUGUGCCUUUAUACCUAUUGGUUAUUCCCUUACAUAGCCAGUUAAUAAUGCAGCAUCCCCUUACAGUUUGUAAUUAGAUAUAGAAGAAUAAGCAACAUGAUCUGUUUGUUGUGCCAAGAAAAUUAUCAGUGUUAAAAGUUAGUAAUAGCUUUGGAAAUGACAGGGUAAUUUGUACGUAAAAUCUCCCAUGUUAGGAAUCCUUAAAAAAGAAACGGAAGGUAUUGUAGAUUUAUUUAUGCUAUAUACUUUGUUGGUUUGUAUGGAGACGCGAAGAUUCUCACUCUCUCAAAAUAUGUUUUCAUCAAAUUGUGUGCUUCAGUUUUCUAUGUCUUAUUCUUUAUAGCAUGUCAUUUUUAAUCAUUUAUUAGCUGAUGUUGUUAAUAAUUAUUAUCUUGAAUUCAGACUGAAUUUUAAGAUGUCAAAGAUUACUGUUACCCUGUACACUAGUACCCCCCCCCCCUCCCACACACACACAGUUUAAUCAAAAGAAUGUUUAAUUUUAAAGACCCAUUCUCAGAAUUAUAAGAAUUUUGUCAAUUUUGAGCCUUCUGUGAAAUAUGGAGGUUUCCCCUUUAAAAACUACAUGUGUAAUCUAUAUGGUAGAUGUUAAUUUGGCUCAGUACAAUACAGAAUAUUAAUUGUUCACAUCUAAAAUUACUGAGUCUUUAUGACUCUCCAUGUAUAAUUCUGUUGAGUGGAAAACUCAAGCUGUUUUCUGGAAAGAUGCUAGACAUGCUUGGUGUUUCCAAGAUCAGUAGUAUUAAUUAGAUAUACGUACUGCAGUCUUAAAAAUUAUAGUUUGGUAUGGCCAGUCUUUUUGACAGUGCGUAAAACUGAAUUAUAGUUUGGUACGGACAAUCUUUUUGACAGCGCGUAAAACUACUAAGUUGAAUUUUCUUGGAAGCCUCUGAAGUAGACUGGUAUCGACUGUGUAAUCAUGUCAGUUAGAUAAUUACCACUUAAGAAAAGAAAGUGUAAUCAUUUCAGUUUAUUGAAGGUGUUGUAUAUUGACAGGUAAAUAUACCAAGUUAAUCAUAUGUAGCUAGGUAAUUCAUUUUCAAUUACUUCCCAAUGCAGAAUUUUGCAUGUGUGUUUGUUAAUGAAAAGGAAAAUUAUAAAAGUGUAGAAGUACCUGUAUGACAUCUAAAUGGUUAACUGUCUCUGUCGACCAAACUUGAUUCUUGUUUUCUUUCUAGCGCUUGUGUUGACUGUUUACAGCACUGGAACCAACUCUUUAUCCUUAUAUCAGUUUCUGCUCACAGAGCUGAAAGUACUAUCUGGCAACAUCUGCUGUCAAGUAAAAAGUUGAAGUCAUUGCUUCUUGAAGAUAAAGAUAUUAUUAUUUAUAUAUUUCAGCAUAUAACAUGAUAAGUGCUUCAAAAGACACUAUUGAAACAGGUGAUGAAAUUCUUGAUGGUGAUGAUUAUAGAAAUAGACAAAGGUCCAUAGAAUACAAGGUCAACCUACGUGCAAGUAGAUAGGGGAGUAUGGGAGUGAACCCUCCGAGAGCUCAUUAUCUUUUACUAAAACAUGGAUUCAAUAAUAUUGGUAACUCGUAAAGAUGCAUAUGAUACACCUGUUGACAGUAAUGCUAAUUCUUUGCAAUAAAUUACAGGUAGUAUAUGAGAAUCUCAUAGCUUCUCUGCAACUGUUACAGGAUACUGAUAGUAAGCUCCCAUCUGUCAUAGAUGAGCAAAGGAAUGCUCAAGUCCAGAUUUAGUUUGUACUGUAUAUAGCACAAUAGUCCCUUUAUAUGUACAGAUACUAACGCAUAACAAUAAUAUUAAAAUCAAUUACUGCAAAUAGGUAAUAAGUGUGGACGAGCUUCACAUUGAAUAACUUGAUAAACAAAUGGCAGAUCCUGUAAAUGUGGCUGGUAUAUUCAAACCAAGGGCCCUCGUACUACAGAAUCUAUGUAUUAUGAAAGCAACAGCAAUAAAGAUAACACUACUGUUCUGCUGGGUCUAUUGUAAAUCAUGCUGGGUGACUGGUCUGUUGUAAAUCAUGCAUAUUUCUUAUUUUUAUUGGGAUCUUGCCUUGAUAUUCACAAAUCAACUUUAAGACACUACAGAAUAUUAUCAAAUUCCCUGUAGAAUAUUUUAUGUUUUACAUAAAAAAUGCUAAGUCACUAUAAAUUUACAGAUUUGCCAUGAAUUUAUCAAAACCAAGAAACUGACUCAAAAAUGAACAUGCACAAAGAUGGUAUGAUACAAGCUCAAUUGGAAUAAAGGUGUUUGUGAGUAUCAUUUACGCUGAUGGUGAUGUAUUGUGUAAUUUUGAAUUGUAUAAUGAUAAUGUGUUGUCAUAGUAAUGGAACUUCUAAGACAUAGGGCAUUGCCUGUAUUUUCAAGCAAAGCAGGCGGUGGUGGGUACUGAUUUUCAGAAAAACUCUUGUUUUGGUAUUGCCCACACUAAGAUUGACGCUUAAGCUUACUUUAUAUCAAGCAUUUCUUUGCUCCAUAGAUACAAGAGGUUUGCAAUGAUUAAAUACUAACGAAACAUUUUUUUUUUUUUAAGUCUUUUCAUUCUUUUACCAUUUCAUAGCUCUUGACUUUCUUAUCCCAUCUAUUUUUCCUUUAAUAUUUGCUUGUCUUGUAUUGUAGCAAUUAGUUUUUCAAACAAAUAUUUUGUGAAUCUCAUACUAGUAUAUGUUCUUUUGUACAUAGGAGUAACGGAAACAAAGAUAUGCUCAUCAUUGAAACAAAGAUAUGCUCAUAUGAUCAAAUAUGAUUAUACUUAAUGGUUUAUUUGACAAAUAGGUGGUCAAGAUCUAUCAUUUUUCAUCUCUUCGUCUUUGUGAAGUUGAGAGACACACUAUGGAUUUUGUGUUCUAGUUUCGUUUGAAUAAUGUUUGCCAAGAAAAAACCUGAGAGAGAUCAGUCAUACAGGGAAUUUCAUAUUCAAUUGUACCAUAGCUCCUUUCUUAACUUGUUUGGUUUGUGAUUCUCUGCACUGCAGCUUUGUUCAGCCAUUUUCCUCUACUUUUUUUUUUUAAACUGUUGAACAUAUUGGUUGUCUGCAAAUGCAGUAGUGUGAAAAAGGAGUAUGAUAAUUGCAUGUGUUUGUAAAUUUUCAAUAUUUUUUCCGUGUUUGUGGCAAUUUCUACUCCAUUGUAUAUUUUGUAAAUUAUGUAGAUAUAAGUAUUUUCUUUGUUAUGUUUUUGUAUUCUCAGUGGAGUCAUUAUUUGUAUGUGCAGAAGAAUUUGUAUGGAAAUGUUUGUUUAUAUACAUAAUUGUGUAUGUGUCUGAAUAAAA
Macrobrachium nipponense is the source of this 7877-nucleotide messenger RNA. RefSeq names its product serine/arginine repetitive matrix protein 2-like. NCBI's taxonomy places the organism in Eukaryota, Metazoa, Arthropoda, Malacostraca, Decapoda, Palaemonidae. Gene Ontology annotation, biological process: positive regulation of DNA-templated transcription. The transcript is spliced from 9 exons. Bases 82 to 3057 code for a protein of 991 amino acids. Gene Ontology annotation, molecular function: chromatin binding. Gene Ontology annotation, cellular component: transcription elongation factor complex. The record is from RefSeq and is a predicted model, not a curated record.